Paramecium tetraurelia is the source of this 1488-nucleotide messenger RNA. RefSeq lists its product as uncharacterized. Gene Ontology annotation, cellular component: nucleus; cytoplasm. The record is from RefSeq and is a predicted model, not a curated record. The transcript has 6 exons. Gene Ontology annotation, molecular function: ATP binding; calcium ion binding; calcium/calmodulin-dependent protein kinase activity. NCBI's taxonomy places the organism in Eukaryota, Ciliophora, Oligohymenophorea, Peniculida, Parameciidae. Gene Ontology annotation, biological process: intracellular signal transduction; peptidyl-serine phosphorylation; protein autophosphorylation.
AUGGGUUGUACAGGAACAAAAACAGGAAAACCUGACAGCAAACUGAACUCUCCUUAAAAUCGGAGUUCAAAUCACGCUGUUUAGAGUGUAAAUCUCGCUCAUGCUCCUCCAAUUUAGGAGACUGAAAAAAUUGAGGCUGAUUAUAUUUUCCAUGCUUUGGAUCCUUUAGUCACAUCAAGAAAUUAUCUAAAAAAAAUAGUUUCUAAGAGCAACAAUGCAUCUAGAAUAGCUAAAGUUUUCAAUUGUUUAACUCUCAGUGUAUCGGAGAAGUAGGAACUGGAGAGGAAUAUCAAUCAAUUGAUGCAAAUUAAACAUUUGAAUUUGAUUAGUACUUUAUCUUACUAUUAUAACGACAAUCGUUUGUAUUUGAUUUAGGAAUUUUGCGAAGGUGGAAAUCUGCUCUCUUAGUUGGAUAAGUUUAGUUAGUUACAACAAUACACAAUGAUAGAUGUGUUCUGUCAGAUAAUGGCAGGAUUACAACAUUUACACAAUUAAGGGAUGGUCCAUGGGAAUAUUCAAUUAGAUAGCAUAUUAUUCACUAACAAAUCUAUGGAGAACAUUAAGCUCAUUGACUUUGGCAUUUCAAAUUAGAUGAAAACCCUAUGUAUGUCUUGGAAACCAAGUGGUAGUAUAUAGGAGAUAUCUUUCAAACCCCCAGAGGUUUUUAAGUAAUUAACAAUGAACACUCCUUUGACUCAGAAGGCAGAUAUUUGGUCAAGUGGAUGCCUACUCUAUUUCUUCCUGACAUCACAUAUGCCAUUUUAAGGGCGAGAUACUCAAGCUGUCAAAACUGCAAUACAAAGAGGUGUGGUUAAUUUCGAUGGAUCAGAGUGGGCUAAUAUUAAUCCUGAUAUGAAACAAUUGGUCUCUAAGAUGCUGAGUUCAAAUCCUUAAUAGAGACCCACAGCAACUGAAGUCAUUAAUCAUUCGAUAUUUCAAAAUAGAACUCGCAUAGUAACCAAGCCCAAUAAAUAGCUGUCAAAACAUAUGAGGGAUUUCAAAUAAUAAUCUCAAAUGCAAAAUGCAAUGUUGAACUACAUUGCUGAAAAUAUGAUGUCCGAGUAAGACAAGAAGAAGUUGAUGGAUGAAUUCCAAAAAUUUGAUUUGAAUAAGGAUGGAUUGUUAACUAAGGAUGAACUACUCAAAGUUUAUUGUACCAUGUUUUCAUCUGAUCAAGCAGCUCAGGAGGUUGAUGCCAUCUUCGCCAAGAUUGAUCAGAAUGGCAGUGGCAGAAUAGAUUAUCAAGAAUUCAUCAUGGCCACUAUAGAUCAAAAGAAGUACUUUAAUCGAGAGAAGUUGUUGUUGCUAUUUCAACAGAUCGAUAGGGAUCACAGUGGGUAGUUGAGUAAGUUGGAAGUGAAGAAACUGUUGAGAGACAUGCAGAUUCCAAAGGAGAAAUUGGAGAAUCUAUCCAAAUAAUUAGAUUAGAAUGGGGAUGGUUAAAUUACUUAAGAGGAGUUUUUAUAGAUAAUGUUGCAAUUGUCUUGA